ACUCCAUUCGUCCCAUAUCCAAGUAGCUAGGUUUCCUCCCCGUCUCCGCCCGUCUUUCAUUCUCAGUAGACUCAGCAUCUGCUUCCUUCGUUCCCGUUCUCGGUAGCCGCCGCUCCAUUCGUUCGCGUUCCCAGCCAGCUGCUCAACUACAGCUGGCUGGGGCAUUGUUGGGGGACCGUUAACUAGACAAGUCACAGAGCAAUCGACCUCAAAUCCCCUCGCGGCGAUGGAGAAUCCAGCCACCUCCUUCAUAGUCUUUGGCUUCCCAUAGCUGAACUACUGAAGUGUGUCUAUUUUCAAUUUAAGAACAAUGGAUGCUAGAAGCAAUGGAGAACUCCCAUGCGACCACCCUGACUUUCACCGCAACUAUAAAACUACAGCGCCGUCGCAGCACUCAGACGAGUCCAUUGCCCACAAUAACGCCAAUCACGGAGGUAGAUUUCCAGGAGACGCCAACCAGCACCGUCAGCGCUGCCACCAGAAGCCGUAUGAGCACCACGAUAAUAAUUCAGAGGACCGCCUUCAUCAAAACACAAGCCUCGAGCCAAAUGAAUCCGUUAAUGGAGCCGCCACCCGCAACUUCGGCCAUUCUCCGCACACAUCCGGGCGAAAAAGACCUCUUCCCUCUUCACAACUACCUCUGUUUCCAGAUGUACUAGAAGGUGGGGGAUUUGUUAAACUAUAUGUUGGAGGAGUUCCAAGAACAACUACCGAAGAAGAUAUUCGACACAUUUUUGGUGAAUAUGGGCAUAUCUUAGAGAUUAUUCUCCUCAAGGAUAAAAAGAUCGAUCAAAAACAAGUGAGUUGUUUUGUGAAGUAUAGAGCAUUGGAUGAUGCUGAUCGAGCAAUUUUAGCAUUACAUGAUCGGUACACUAUCCCUGGGGCUGAGUGUCCAUUAAGAGUUAGAUAUGCUGAAGGGGAAAGAGAACGACUUGGCAAUUUUGGUGAACAUUUACACAAACUAUAUGUUGGCGGCAUGAACAGACAAACUUCUAAAAGGGAAAUAGAUGAAGUAUGCUCCAAGUUUGCCAAAAAUCUUCAUUCAUCUUUUAUAUUCUGUUCUGGGGCUGCAUGGCAAAUUGCAUUGUCUCUCCUGUUUGUUUUUUUUGUUUCAUAUGUACUUGCACAAUAUUCAAUAUAUUCAAUAUUAUUGUUAUCUUACAACUAGCUGCAUACAUAUUCUAUUAUCAGAAGUGCAGUUUCAACCUUUGCCAUGUAACUUUUGUGUGUGGCUUGUAAAGUAUUUCAUAUCACUGUAACAGUUCUAUUUUUGUUUUUGCAAAAUAAGACAAAAUGGUCAAUGAUAUAUUUUUUGAGACAUUUUUUUUGUUUCUUAUUGACAUAGCAAACCUCAUGUUGGAUAACCUUCGUUAUAUUCUAAAGACUGAUCUUGGGUUUUGGCUUUACUACCAGCUAUUUUCUCGAUAUGGGAUUAUUGAAUCAGUUUUCUUUGUACGUGACCGUGAUGAUCAAAAGCAACACCGGGGUAAUCUGUACAUUUCUUUUAUAUCAAAUUUCCAGCUAGCAUGAGUAAAGUUGUAUGACACAAAUUUACAAGAAAUGUUGUUACCCCUUGUCUUGGAAAUUUAUUUCCUCGUUUCCAGGUAAAAAGAUUGGUGUAGCUCUCUAAUAAUUUCUCUUUUAGCGG
Messenger RNA from Cuscuta campestris, 1648 nucleotides. Lineage: Eukaryota; Viridiplantae; Streptophyta; Magnoliopsida; Solanales; Convolvulaceae. The record is from the annotation of a GenBank genome assembly.